Molecule: messenger RNA, 2102 nt
Organism: Labrus mixtus (cuckoo wrasse)
Lineage: Eukaryota; Metazoa; Chordata; Actinopteri; Labriformes; Labridae
Gene: skp2
Product: S-phase kinase-associated protein 2, E3 ubiquitin protein ligase
Exons: 10
Coding region: 169-1425 (418 amino acids)
Biological process (GO): positive regulation of protein ubiquitination; SCF-dependent proteasomal ubiquitin-dependent protein catabolic process
Cellular component (GO): SCF ubiquitin ligase complex
Molecular function (GO): protein binding
Source: RefSeq, a predicted model, not a curated record
AACCAAAGAAGAAGAAGAAUUGUGACGGAAGUGACGUAUGAACACAGGGGCGCUCUGCUGCUGCUGGCGCUGAGUUUAAAGAGUUCCGGUUGGAGUUUCUGCAGCACAAAAAAACUGCAAUUUUAUGUGCAAUUCUUUGUAAAAAUCACUUUUUAAUCUGAGCCGAAGAUGUCAAGACAAAGCAUGCCUCUGCAGGACCUGCCCUGCCUGCAGACCUCCAUGUUGUCUGAGUCCAGGAGGAUCAACAAGCGCAAGUCCAGGAGCAGCCUCACGGAGGGCCUGGACACCGAGUGCACCCCCUCAGACCUCAUCCAGCAGUGGUCCCCGAGCCACAAGCACCAGCGGCUCAUCAGCAUGGGGAAAGAGAACGACCAGAACCAGUUUGUGCUCGCCAGGAGGUCAAGGAGGAAGAAAGGUCCCACAUCGGGUAUUUCAUGGGACCACCUGCCAGAGGAGCUUCUUCUCAGGAUCCUCUUCUACCUCCCUCUGCAGGACCUCCUCAGGAUGUCCAGAGUUUGCAAACGCUGGAAUCGCUUAGCGUUUGACGAGUCUCUGUGGCACAGUGUGGACCUGGAGGGUCUCACCCACAUGGGGGUAGCUCUGCAGCAGGUGCUGAACAUCGGAGUGUGCAGGCUGCGCUGCCCUCGCUCCUUUGUGGAGGAGACAAACUUCACCGUCACCGGCGCUCUGCAGAUCGUUGAGUUGGAUCUGUCCAGCUCCAUCAUCCCCACCUCUGCUCUGGAGAGCAUCAUCAGUCGCUGCACACAGCUGGAGUAUCUGAGCCUGGAGGGUCUGCAGCUCUCUGACACCAUCAUCAGCUCUCUGUCCAAGAACACAAACCUGCUGCAGCUGAAUCUGAGCGGCUGCUCCGGCUUCUCCGCUCCUCCUCUGGCCGACAUGUUGAAAUCCUGCAGCAGAAUCGAGCGGCUGAACAUCUCGUGGUGCGACUUCAGCAACGGUCAUGUGAAGAGCGUCGUGGAGAAUCUGAGCUCUGCUGUGACUCAGCUCACCAUCAGCGGCUACAGAGAGAGCCUCACGCUGGACGAUGUGACGGUGCUGGUUUCGAGAUGCCCCCACAUUACGACCCUCGAUUUAAGUGACAGCACUCUGCUGAUGGCCGACAGCUUCCCUGUCCUCAAACAGCUGAAGAACCUGCACCACCUUUCUCUGAGCCGCUGCUACCACAUCCACCUGGCUGCUCUCACUGACCUCGGGCAGAUGUUCCCCCUGCUGAGUCUUCUGGAGGUUUUCGGCCUCCUACACGACUCCCAGCUCUCCUCUCUGAAGAAGGAGCUGCCUCGCAUCAGCAUCAACACCCGCCCUUUCUCCAGCAUUGCCAGGCCCACGCCCGCCUGCAGACCCCAGGGCCCCGUCAGGGACCGCGCCAUGUGGAGCAGAACGUGUCGUCUGAGGGUCAAGCUGUAAACCUACAGGAGCCGCGUUUCAGUGUUUGUUGCUGCUACAGACGUGUCUUUACAUGUUGGCGGGCGUUAAGGUUACUAAAGGUCAAGUGCUGCCUGCUUUUAGGGAAAUGUUGAAUUUAGGGAAUCAUCCAGAUUUGGAUGUUGAAUCCAGUUUUUCUUGAAUAUGUUGAUAUGAACUUUUAGCGAUGUUUUUGAAUCUAUUUCAGGUUCUAAUAAUGUGUUAAUUUAAAAUAUUUUGUGAUGGAAACAAGUUUUUUUUUAAAGGGCUCGAUUGAAUGUUGACGUCUAUCGGAUGUCUGUAAAUAUUUAGCGCAGCUGAUCUCCGACAUUUUAAAAGAUACUCGUGUUCUCAGAUGUAACAAUGAGAGAAGAGUCGAUUUUAAUCAGUGAGAAAGUUUUAAUGUAAAACAAUCGAUGCAGCGAGAAGAGCUGUGAAUGAUCCUUGAAACCACUUUGUUACUUUAAACACACAUUACGUUUACAUUUAACCCGACCGGGUUAUCAUUCAUGUACAUGUGACUCUUCUGUCGCUCUAAUGAUGACUUCUGUGUGUCGCUGUUCAUGAAUCAAUGUGCUGUACGCUCGGUGCUCUCUUCCAUUUCAUUCCAAAUUACUGAAAUUCAGUGUUUUAACUUGUGAAUUGUUCAUUUUUCAGUAAACCACAGAGUAAAAAAAAUC